Messenger RNA from Megalobrama amblycephala (Wuchang bream), 6382 nucleotides. RefSeq names its product nuclear GTPase SLIP-GC-like. Bases 3327 to 5252 code for a protein of 641 amino acids. NCBI's taxonomy places the organism in Eukaryota, Metazoa, Chordata, Actinopteri, Cypriniformes, Xenocyprididae. The record is from RefSeq and is a predicted model, not a curated record. The transcript has 17 exons. Gene Ontology annotation, molecular function: GTPase activity.
CACUGUUCAAUGAAUGAUGGAAAUAGUGUUCCAAGUAUGGAGAGAAAUGUUUCUCUUGCAUUGUGAUAUUUAGGACAGAUGAGUAGAAAGUGUUUCUCAUCCUCUAUUUGCUGUAGAUCACAGUGUCUACAGAUCCUCUGUUCUCUCGCUGUCCAUGUUUGUCUAUGUCUUCCUCUCUCUAUUUCUAGAUCAUGGUCACUUAAUCUGUAUUUGGAGAGGAUUUGUCUUUCUUUAAAUUGUUUGAUUAAUAAAUAAUUUGCCAAUUUAGUGGUUCUAUUUAGGGUCGAGUAACAUUGGAGUUUAUUUUGGAUCUCAAAAUGUGCUUUUAGUGAUUCAUCAUGAGUAUCUUUUAGAUUUUUGUCAAUUUCUUUAAUAAUAGUUUUGGGGUUGUAGCUGUGGUCAAUUGGGAAUUGAGUUUCAUGGACAAGUUGAAGAGCGAGUGUGUUUAGAGGAUGAGAUUCUGCUGAGGUUUCAUUGGCGAGGAGGGCUUUAUAUUGGACUGAAUCAGGAUCAGACUGAUGGAGGUGAUGCCAGAACUGAACACAUCUAUCUACUUUUACCACACCGGGUGAAAUACUCUGGGUUUGUGCCAAAAUUCCGAGCUCAGAGCCCUCUCCACGGGCAGCAUGCCAAAUACGCAUAACUUUACUCUAUUUAAUUAUAUGGAUAUUUGAACUUGUGAAUUACUCAAGUGUUACCUAGUCACUCUGCAGGAACUACUGGUGAUCUGGAUCAUAUUUAAAGUGAAAAAACAUUUUUUUAUUUUUUUCACUUCAAAAAAAGGUCCAGAUCACCAGUAGUUGAGUAGUUACACUUGAGUAAUUAGUAAUGGAAUUUUUAUGAGCAUAUUCAGUGUUAAAAAAAAAAAAAAGAGAAGUGAUUAUGUCUCAGAUACAAGUUAAUGUUCUGAUUAGUGAUUAAUUGGUAAGUCUUUAGUUAAUGAUGAGGCAAAUCUCAUUCAGAAAUUGAUUACCUAAAAAGGAACUAUCUAAAUUUGCUAUUUACUGAUAAGUUAAUCUUGUUUUCAUAUGAGUUAUUAGUAGUAGCUGUAGUGUUACUGUAGAACUACUCAUUUGUCCUGCAUGCAUUACUUCCUUCAUAAUUACCUAUUAAUGAUGGAACAUAAUUCUAAAGUGUUACCUUUUCUUUCCCACAAAUUAUAAUGUCAAAGGCUGUUUAAAAUAAGUUCUAAAAGCACUUUCUUAAUUUAUUUAGUUGAAAUAGAUAUUUUCAGGGUUUGAAUUAUUUAUUUUUUUUGGCUACUAAAUUAAGAUACGGCCAUUCAGAACUUAUACUAGCCAAAACAAAAAUAUAAGAAAGAUUAUCUUUGUAAUAAAAAGAGAAAUAAAAGCAAAAUUGCCCAUGACUUUUCUUAUAAAACAGCAUUUAUUUAAUUUUACUUUCCAAAUAAUGCUCACUCUAAGUUGAAUAUUUAAUGGUAAAUAGUGGAGAACAUUAUUAGACAGGCUGCCGAUCCAUAAAGUGAUUUAGCCGUUUCCUCACAAAAGAAACUGAAAUAAGAGAAUUGAAGCCUCGCCUUUAUUGACAUCCAUUCAAAAAAGCAACCAGUUCUCAUUCCAAGGCAAGGCAUCCGACAAUAAUAAUAAUGAAAAUCAUGCCCCAAAAUAUAAUGAUAUAAUGACAAAAUUAUAUCCCAGCAUACAUUAUAUUUCCCAUAGGACAUAGUUUAUGAAUCAUCAACUAUUAUGCCCCAAAUUGGCUGGUGAGUUCAAAUGUCUUAUACUACGGGGCUGUUGAAUGCUCAAAUCUGAAUCGAAUCUUGACCAACGCUCUAAGGUGUGCAAUUAUUUUCAGGGAAAUGCAUGGCUAAAGUAUUUCUAGCAGGUCUUGACCACAUUGCAGUUCCAUAUCACUUCGCCAAAGAUUUAUCUCAACAGGUACUUAAAGCUUAGCCUACAACAGCAAAAGAAACAAAACCCACAAUGACACAGACCAAGCAAAUAAAUAUAGUAAACAAUGGGAUGAAAUCGAUAAAUUAUUGUCAUGGUUUUUACCAAAAAUACGUUUUAUUGUGUCCUGAAAGCGCAUACUCUCUCGCGUGCUCUCUCUCUUUCAAAUGUACACACGUACUGUAUAGUAUGGACACACUCGCACAGAAACGUUUUGUCAGCGCUGCUCUGACAAAUUAAUCAGUAAAAUAGUUUAGCAACUUAAAAGAUAGCCUACAUGACUCACCAGCGAGGUAAUAACUGUACGGUUCUUGAGGUAGAUAGGUAGGCUCAGGUAGGCUAAUUCAGUGGUUCCCAAACCUGUCCUGGAGGACCCCCAGCCCUGCACAUUUUGUAUGUUUCGCUCAUAUAUCACACCUGAUUUAACUCAUGUGCUCAUUAGUAGAGACAGCAAGACCUGGAAUGGGUGUGUCAGAAAUAGGGAGACAUGGAAAAUGUGCAGGGCUGGGAGUCCUCCAGGACAGGUUUGGGAACCACUGGGCUAAUUCACAUAUGUUUAUUCUCUCUCUCUCAAUUGCGUUAAUAACUGUAUCAACGGUAUUCUGCCAUCAAGGCUCAAGCCUUCGCUACUAGUUCUGAAAUGACGUUUUGGAAUUAGCAACGGAGGCUUGGGAUGAGAUGUGUAAGAAAUUGGUCACACACACAAGAGUGUUUUAAGGACAAAAAAUGACAAAUGUCUUGAAAUACAACAUAGGAACAGUGUGUUGAGGUGUGAUAACCGUAGUAUAAACGGAAUAAUUGACUCCAGGCGGUUGAAUUCUUAGUAAAAAAUACACACUCGAGAUGUUUAAUGCACAUCAAGCCAUAGACAUUGAAUUGUUUAUGCAAUGUUUAGAUUACCUUACAGUUAUUGUAUAAUGUAUUUUUGUUGCUAUCAUAGAUUUAAAUGUUGUAUAAAUGAAAAUAACCAAUCCAGAUCAGUGGAAUUUUGUUCAUGUUCAAAAGUUAAACUUUAUAUGCCACUCUCUAACAAACAGCUUGUUGAUAAUAUAUAUGAAAUGUGUUUUUUUCCCUCUAGGCUUUAUUGGUUAAAAUCACCCUAAUCGCACUACAAUGGCUAGUCAUGGUAUGAAAUCAUUUUUAAAAAUUAAAAAAACAAAUAAAUAAAUAAUGCUUUAUUGCCUAUGAUUCAGUUAAAUUAAAUUAAUAAUAUGAAUAGGAACUAAGAGAAAACGUAUUGAUGAACCAACCGGUUCAAGAGUUACCAGUGCACAGUCUCAGCUGACAACGGAAAAGACCAUAAUUGAGCAAACAAAGGACAUCAUGACAAGGGCUUAUGAAAAAAUUCAAGCCAUGAAAAAUGAGGACGAAACCAAAACUGAGCUACACAAUUACACUGUAUAAGUUAUUUCCAAGAUGAAUAAAAAAAACGGUAAUAAGAAAAUCAUUGGGAUUUUGGGAGAGUCAGGACAAGGAAAGUCUUCGCUAUUAAAUGCAAUCCUGGAAAAGAGAAAUUUGCUGCCAUCUGGUUGUUUUGGUGCCUGUACAGCUGUUAUUACUCAAAUUGAGGCGAAUCUGACUGACUCCAACUACAUAGCAGACAUUGAAGCCAUCCCGAAAGAGAAUUGGGAGAGUGACCUAAAAAAUCAUUUUAGUCCUUUAAGAACAGAGAGUAACGAAGAAGAUCAAAACUUGACUAAUGAUACUAGAGAAAAGAUCACUGCGCUGUAUGGAGCUAAUGCAGAAAAGGGAACAUUUGAGGAUCUUAAAAAUGAUGACAAAUUAGCUGAAAUGACCAACCAUUUUUCCUCCAGUAAUGCAUCUGACUUUUCCAGAAGGUUACAGCGUUACAUACAAUAUAGUCCGGGUACAGCAGUUUCUGGUGGCUGGUACUGGCCACUUGUGAAGUGUGUGACAAUCAAGAUUCCAGAUUGUCAUGAGCUUCUGGAGCACAUUACCCUUGUUGAUCUUCCUGGGACUGGAGACUGCAACAAGAUUAGGGAUGAAAUGUGGAAAUCUAAACUAAGAGACUGCUCUUCAGUGUGGAUUUUAAGUGACAUUAAUCGUGCUGUCACCAGCAAAGAUACCUGGGAGAUAUUGAAGUACUGCACUAAAGACAUGAUGCAAGCAGGGGAAUGCAGAGAUAUUAAUUUUAUCUGCACCAAGAGCGACAAUAUUGAGCCGGAAGAAUAUAAUAGUGUUCUGGAAGACAAAAUACCAGAAGAUGGGGAUCUGACAACAAAGUGUAUACUUCACAGAAAUGAUCAGGCUAAGAAAACAGUCUUGCAAACCUUUGAAAAUUCCCACAUCAAGAAAGAAAUGGAUUUAAAAGUUUUUACAGUAAGCUCCAAGGCAUUUUUUCAACACACGUUAGGCAUGAAACAUGAUGACACAGAAAUCCCAAAGCUGCAAGACGUUCUGAAGAAUAUGAACAAGAGAAUUAACCAAGAACUGACCAGAGGUUGUGUUGCUGAGGCAAAGGCAGUUAUUUCCUUGAUCCAAAGCAAAACAAUGGCUGAGACAGAGGUCCACAUUGUGUUGGAGAGGAGUCUAGAGAAGGCACUGAACAAGAUAGAUGGUCAGUUCGACAUGCUCCAGCGUUUGCUCUCUCAGAGUCUCUCAAAUGGAGUAGAAAAAUCUGAAUUGUCAUGUCGAGAUGGUGCAGAAGAGAUGAUAUCACCCUAUUUGCCUAAAGGUCAUGGGGGAUUCCAUAAAAUCCUUCAAGCACUGUGCAUAAACGGAGGACGGCACAGAUCAAAAGCAUGGGAUACAGUUCUAGAUCUAAAUGAGUGUUUGACCAAACACAUGUAUGAAAACAUUGAUGUGGAAUUCAAAUCAAUUUUUCCCACCAGGGUUAAAACAGGGUUAUCAGUGCAAGAACUGAUUGAUAAGUUCAGUAUCAUUAGUAGUGACAGUGCUCACACCUCAUCUCCCAUGCUAAACUUCAUCAAAGCACAGGAAGAAAACCAGAAAAAAACACUCAAAGAAGAAGUUGUUAAUAGAAAGAAGAAAAUCUACACAUCAAUCCAUGAAACCAUUAAGUCUGCAAUGGCCCCAUACUAUGAAGAAGCUGCACAGGAAAAAGGAGAAGGAUGCCUGAGGAGGAAGCAAAAAAAGCUACUGGAUGCUAUUGACACAUUGAAAAGUUUAAUGUUUGAAAAUGCAAAACAGGAAGUGCUUAAGCAGUCAGAUGAAUUGAUGGACUACAUAAAGAAAAACCUUGAAUCUGUGUUGAAGACAUCAAUCCAACACUCAUUUGCACAAACAAGCAAAAUCACCCUUUUGGAUGUCUCUAGUGAGGUUAUAAUGCUGGAGAGACUGUCAAUGCAACUCUCAGAUUAAGACUGAACACUUCAUAGAAGUGACAUGCGUCACUUGGCUGUAUGUUAAUUAGUUUUAUACAUAUAGGUUAUAGAGGACUUUACAAAUGUAAAGAAUAUAUUACAAAUGUUAGACUUCAUAUCAUUUAUAGACAUAAUUUUUCAAUUGCUUAAUGAUGAAAUAAUUGUAUGCAUCACUGAUUCAUUCAACACUGAUAAUCUUUCUUCUCAUUGCAGUGUAAUAGAUGUCUUCUUUUUCAAAUCAUCAUAUCUGUGUUAUUCUGGGUUUAUCCAUGGUUGAAGGGUUUUAAUUAUAUGCAAAUUUAUGACCAAAAAAAAUCUGUUCUAUCAUUCUGUCUGUAGCAUUUAAAACAAACUCUUGCAUUAUUGAUAUUUGGUACAACUGUUUACUCAUCUACUUAAUAUGAAAUAACAUUUCUGUUCCUGACUUGUGCUGCAAACUCGUUUCGGAGGAUUACAUAAUCUUAAACAAGACUACACUUUGAAAUCUUAAAAUGAAUAAAAUUUCUGUAAUUGUUUAACCAUUUUGUAAUAUUUAGUUUGUUUGCUGUGCUAUUUUCUCCUAUGCAGCAACUGACAUACAACCAUAAGAAUAAGAUACACCAAAGCACAUCCAUUUUAUUUGUUUGCUGUACUCCAUAGAAUCCAUAUGUUUGUAAGGAACAGAUCCAAAUUCAGCCCUUUAUCCAUCGAUCUUCAUCUUCAUUCUCAGUAACAGCGACCGUCACAGUCAAAGUCCACGCUGAGACAGCACUGAUAUCGAACUGAUAUCGAACGCUCGUUGGUUCUGUUGUGGAAAUUUUAAUUUUUACCUGUAUUCUUAUAAAAUAUAAUGCUUAUGGAAUAUGAUAUGAUGUUAGAAAUAAAAAGAGCAAGAUAUGGUAUGGGAACAUGCAAGAUAUAUGUUAAAAACAUGUCUGUGCUAACAAUGUGUGGAAAGUUACAGCCGCUAAGAGAUGUUCCUAAUAUGGUAAAAGGACAGAGGCUUCAGCCUUGGAGGUUAGAGAAAUAAAAGUGAGGGGAAGCUUUCGUUCUUUGUCUUACAAGUAGCUGCAGAGUGUGUUUCUGUUGACUGUCUGACCUUUCUUGCAAGAAAUAAAACUUUCGAAAGACAAUUGGAUGAGUUUGUCU